Molecule: messenger RNA, 1332 nt
Organism: Rotaria sp. Silwood1
Lineage: Eukaryota; Metazoa; Rotifera; Eurotatoria; Philodinida; Philodinidae
Source: the annotation of a GenBank genome assembly
AUGAUGACAUCUGAAGGUGAAGUUUUUGAUGUAGCUAUUGUCGGAUGUGGUCCUGCUGGAAUAGCAGCAGCGAUAGAUUUUCAAACAAUUCCAACAUUAAAAUUUAUUGUACUCGAAGCUCGUGAUCGUGUUGGUGGUCGUGUUAUUACUGAUACAACUACAUUUGGUAUAAAUGCACCUGUUGAUUUAGGUGCUCAAUGGAUACAUCAUUAUCGACCUGAAAAUCCUCUAUAUAAACAUAAUCAAUUAUCAAAAGAUAGUCAUAUCAAUUAUCAAUUUAAUUUACGUUCAUCAGCAACACCAUUUUUUGAUAUUGAUGGUACAAGAAUAUCCUCAGAUAAAAUUGAUAAAGCAGAAGAAAUUGUUAAUCUAUUAUGUACUAAAAUUGAAGAAGCAUCACUCUCAAUAGAUAAAUCCAUGUUUGAUGUUAUUAAAACUGAAUAUGAGAAUUAUGAUAAUGAUAGUGAUCCGCAACUUAAACGAUUAAUUGAUUUAUUUUUUGGUGUUAUUGAACAAUAUGAAGCAUCAAAUCUUGAUCAACUAUCAGCUAAAUCUUAUGUAAAAUCUGACAGUGCUCUUGCUGAAACUAAUUUGGCUAUGCCAAAUGGUUUUGGUAAAUUUAUUCAAAACCUUGUUGAACAACAUAAACUGCCUGUUGAACUUAAUUGUGUUGUUGCUCGUAUAGAUACUUCAUUAUCAAAUUCGAUUGUUCAUAUAUAUACAAAAGAUGAACGAUUAUUUUUAUGCAAAUAUGUUCUUGUUACAAUUCCACUUGGAUGUUUAAAAGCUCAUUCAAUUCAAUUUAUACCAAAUUUACCUGAAUGGAAACAAAAUGCAAUAGAUGUUAUGGGUGUAGGCAUAUACGAUAAAAUCUUUCUUCAAUUUCCAUUUAUAUUUUGGGACCCAAAAUGGACUUCAAUAUUUUGUACAUCACCUCGAUUUCGUUUUAUUUUAUGUCGAUCUGAUGUUAGUAUGCUUUCAAUUAAGCUUGGUGGUCGAGUUGCAUUAGAAAUUGAACAAAAAAAUGAACAAGAAACAAUUAAUGAAGUUAUGAUUCUGUUAAGAACUAUUUUUUCAAAUAGAAAUGUACCUGAACCAACUCGAUAUCUUACUACUAAAUGGGCUCAAGAUCAAUUUGCAAAAGGUGCUUAUUCCAAUUUUGCUGUUGGUACAGAUAAUCAAACUUUAAUUGACCUUGGUCGAGAAUGUAAUGAUCGAAUACAUUGGGCAGGUGAACAUGCAAAUUAUGAUGGAACAAUUGGUUGUGUCGAUAGUGCUUUUGAAAGUGCACAGCGUGAAGCCAAAAAAAUAGUAUCAAAAUUACCACUAUAG